Molecule: messenger RNA, 5635 nt
Organism: Corythoichthys intestinalis (scribbled pipefish)
Lineage: Eukaryota; Metazoa; Chordata; Actinopteri; Syngnathiformes; Syngnathidae
Gene: met
Product: MET proto-oncogene, receptor tyrosine kinase
Exons: 22
Coding region: 220-4467 (1415 amino acids)
Biological process (GO): multicellular organism development; protein phosphorylation; pancreas development
Cellular component (GO): basal plasma membrane; plasma membrane; signaling receptor complex
Molecular function (GO): ATP binding; protein binding; hepatocyte growth factor receptor activity
Source: RefSeq, a predicted model, not a curated record
CGCGCACGCAGCCGAGACCGGAGAAGCAAAGCGGCAGCAUCGUGUCGGCUGCGCGCACGCAUCUGCUGUCACUGACCAAAAAGACAGUUUUCUUUUUAGUCACGAAUAAAAACAACAACAAGAAGAUAAAGAAGUCGUCGAACAAGUUGAAGCGACUUUGUUUUGGACUUACUUGUGAAGUUUCUCGGGCAGAAUAUGAUUUAAACGCCGACGAGCAGGAUGAAACUUUGCUUCCUGCAAACCUUGCGUGCCAUGUUGCUAUUGUGGUGGUCCUUUUUCUGGCCCGGCAUGCUUGGGCGGUGGGUUGUCUCCUCCGAGUCAACCAAAGUCAACUUCUCAUUGGAACACAGUCUCCCGACGUUCACCGCUGAGUUCCCAGUACAGAACAUGGUAUCGCUGGAUGGCGUCGUCUACGUGGGCGCCAUCAACCGUAUCUACGCGCUGGCGCCCAACCUUACUAAGCUGUCUGAGUACCGCACAGGGCCUCUGCUGGGCAACGAGUCCUGCGGCUCUGGGGGUGUCGGUGAAAUGGAUAACCACAAUUUAGCCCUUGUGGUUGAGAAUAUGUACGACAAAGGCUUGUUCAGCUGUGGCUCGGCGGACAACGGCGUGUGUCGCCGCCACGUCCUUGACGACGAUAUCAGCCCAAAGACAGUGGAUGAGGACGUUUACUGCUUCGCUGACAAAGUGUUCCCUGGCAGAGGCAUACCGGCGGAUGCCGACGUAGUGGUUGGCCCAUCAGGCUCGCAGGUGCUCAGCGUAGAGAGCAACGUCAUCCAUUUCUUCGCGGGCAACUCAGAGAUUCCCAGCUCGGGGAGUCUGCCAGAUGCCAUGACUCGCCCUCACACCCUCUCCCUGAGGAAGAUGAAGACUAGCCAAGACGGGUUCACCUUCUUCUCUGAACUGUCCCACAUGGAUCUGAUCCCGUCGCUGCGGGGGAACUACUACCUGCGCUACGUUCACUCCUUCCACAGCGGGCCCUAUGCGUACUUCCUGACGGUGCAGCGAGUUAGCCGGGACUCGCCGGCCUUCCACACACGGAUCGUGAGGAUGUGCUCCUCGGAUUUGGUCAUCCGCCGCUACGUGGAGAUGCCGCUGGAGUGCAUCAGCACCGACAAGCGGCGGCGACGCUCGGCCGAAUCCCGCAAGGUGUUCAACCUGUUGCAGGCGGCACACGUAGCCAAGGUGGGCGAGGAGCUGCAGCGUCACUUCCAGAUUGAAGAGGGAGACGACGUGCUUUUUGCCGCCUUCGCCCGUGGAAAGCCCAACUCCAGCGAGCCCACCACCAACUCUGCUGUGUGUGCCAUCAGUAUCAAGCACCUCAAUAGCAUGUUUCGAAUGUACAUGCAGAGGUGCAACACCGUGGACCCGUACCAUUUCACUGGUUCAGAUGGCAAGGCAUGCUACAACGUGAGUUCGUCAGAUGAAUGCGACCCACACGAGGGUAUCCAAGAGGGCAAGGAAGGAAAAUAUCGUCUACAGGUGACCCAGUUUGUGCAGCGUCUGGACUACUUGCACAAAGAGCUCACAGGGACUCUAGUGACCUCUAUCAAGGUGCUUCCCGUCCACGGACAUGCCGUCGCCUUCCUGGGCACCGCCGACGGACGCCUCAUUCAGGUGCGCUUUUCCCGCUUUGCCUCGCCACACGUCAGCCUGCGCUUGGACUCCCGACCCGUCACGUCCUCAGUUGCGCUGUUCGAUGGCCAGGGUGCUGGAGCUCUAUUAUUGGCCACCGGAAACAAGAUCACCAAAGUGCCCCUGAUUGGCCCGGGCUGCAAUCAGUUGACAUCCUGCACUUCCUGUCUCCUGUCUUCGAGGGUGACUGAGUGCGGGUGGUGUGACGGCCGCUGCACGCGAGCCCACCAGUGCCUGUCCCCUUCCAUUUGGACGCAGGACUACUGUGCACCUGUUAUCACCAAAGUGUCUCCGUCAUCCGGGCCUCUCCGUGGCACCACAGCGGUGACCAUCCGCGGCCGUAACUUCGGCUUCGACAGGACAGAGCGCUUCAAGGCAGCGUUGGUUAGCGUGGAGCUGGCCGGCGCCCCCUGCAAACUCCCUAGACAGGACAACCUCAACAGUUGGACUGAGAUGCAGUGUUCCCCCGUCUUCACUGGGAACUUCACCCCGACUGGACAUGCAGUCAAGGUCACCAGUGGACACAAAAUUGCAAUCAUGGAGGGCGCCUUCACCUUUGUGAAUCCAGUGAUCGACAAAAUCUUCCCGACAUUUGGCCCAAAGUCCGGUGGCACUAUGCUGACCAUCAGGGGUUCCUUUCUGGACACUGGCAACAAAAAAGAAAUCACUGUGGGCACAGCCACCUGUGUCAUCCAGAGUCUUUCGUCGAACAUGCUGAUCUGCAAGACACCGCCUCACACAGUCCCGUCAGCACAACCCGUCAAGCUGAUGGUGGACUCUGUGGAGCGCCAUGCCCCCUCCCUGUUCACCUAUAACCAGGACCCCCUCAUCAAUAGCAUCCAGCCAUCACGCUCCUUUAUCAGUGGUGGCUGCACGCUGUCGGCUCACGGUUUCUUCCUACAGUCGGGCCUCCAGCCUGAGAUGGUCCUCACCACUGGACAGGAUGCUGUUGUCUUCCACGUGAGUUGUGUGUAUGGCGAGAACCGCACCUCCAUCCAGUGCACCACACCCUCCCUGGCCAAAUUGGCUCUGCCGCCGCCAGUGGUAACCAAAGUUGCUUUCAUUCUGGAUGGAUACCCCACUGACCAAUGGGAUCUGAUCUAUGUGGAGGACCCCCUUUUCCAAGACCCCAAACUUACGUCCAAGGACAAUAAGAGCGUUUUGGAGCUCAAGGGUGACCGCAUGGACCGGGAAGCCAUGAAGUGCCAGGUGCUGACAGUGUCUAACCGCAGCUGCGAGACCCUCACGCUGGUGGGCAACACGCUAGAAUGUACUGUGCCCAAUGAGCUACAGGCGGCCCCCGCCAAGGAGCUGCAGGUGGAGUGGCGGCAGGCUGACUCCAUCCGUCACCUUGGCAAGGUGACUUUGGCACAGGAACAGGACUAUACGGGCCUGGUGGUGGGCUGUGUGCUGGUCAGCCUGCUACUGUUGAUGCUGGCCUCGCUGCUCAUGUGGCGCAGAAACAAACGCAUUGAUGAUCUGUCUGAGGUGUGGUACGACAGCCGUGGUGAUAUCCAGCACCUGGACAGGCUUGCUAGCGCCAGGAGCGUCAGUCCCACUAAUGAAAUGGUGUCUCACGAGUCUGUGGAUUACAGAAGUACGCUGCUGGAGGACCAGGGCAUGGAGCGUCCAGAGACAUGCCGUGCGGCCCCUGUUCUGUACGGGUCAGGCAGAGAGCCACUGUCGCCCAGGCUGGGGGUACUGGCCCGCGGGUUGGGGAUGGAUGGCGAACUAGUGUCGCCACUUCUGAUGGCGCCCGUUCACAUUGACCUAUCCAGUCUGCAUCCAGAGUUGCUGAGAGAGGUCCAGCACGUGGUGAUUGUACGGGAAAGACUCCUGCUGCACCUCAACCAAGUCAUCGGCAGAGGUCACUUCGGAUGCGUCUUCCACGGAACUUUGCUAGAGCCAGAUGGCCAGAACCAACACUGUGCCAUCAAGUCUUUGAACCGCAUCACAGACUUGGACGAAGUGACCCAAUUCCUGAAGGAGGGCAUUAUUAUGAAGGACUUUAGCCACGCCAAUGUCCUGUCGCUGCUAGGCAUCUGCCUGCCACCCGAGGGCUCGCCACUCAUGGUUCUGCCCUACAUGAAGCACGGAGACCUGCGCAACUUCAUUCGCGACGAGGGCCACAACCCAACAGUGAAAGACCUGAUGGGCUUUGGACUCCAGGUUGCCAGAGGGAUGGAGUACCUCGCCAGCAAGAAGUUUGUCCACAGGGACCUUGCAGCCAGGAACUGCAUGUUGGACGAGAGCUACACAGUUAAGGUGGCUGACUUCGGGCUUGCGCGCGAUGUCUAUGACAAAGAGUACUACAGCGUCCACAACAAAAGUGGCGUCAAGCUGCCUGUCAAGUGGAUGGCACUGGAGAGUCUACAGACACACAAGUUCACCGCCAAGUCAGACGUGUGGUCAUUUGGUGUGUUGCUUUGGGAACUGAUGACCCGUGGGGCACCGCCUUAUUCUGAUGUCAACUCCUUUGACAUCACCGUGUUCCUCCUGCAGGGACGUCGUUUGCUACAGCCUGAGUUCUGCCCCGACGCCCUCUACACUGUGAUGGUGGAGUGCUGGCACCCGAAUCCAGAACGUCGCCCGUCCUUCUCCGACCUGGUGUCCAGCAUUGCUGCUAUUUUUUCCAGCUUCAGCGGCGAACACUACGUCCUGCUCAACACAACCUACGUCAACAUUGACAAGAUGAGCCCUUACCCGCCCCUGCUCACCACCACCGAUCCGGCAUCCACUUCCUCCUCUUCCUCUUCAUACUCCGAACCCUCAACCUCCCUAACGUCCCACCCGCUCCUUUUUUGCCAACCCGACCGGGACUGUUGUACCUGAGGAUUACGAGGGAAGAACUACUGUGUGUCCCAACACUGGACAGAGGACAAGCUCUUAAUGUACAUAGAUUGAUGUUAGUCUCAUGUUAUUGACUACCUGGACUUUUUGUAGGAGGAAGUCAUGAGCCUUUAAGGGGAAGUGUUGCUCCCUUGUUGUUAAUGUGAAUUGUGGUCAGUAAAAAAAAUGUUGCAGUUCCGUGACUUAUACGACACAAUUAUUAUAAAUUAAUAUUACAUAAACAUUUUGGACAAUUUAGCUUCUUUAAAAAAUCACUUCUGAAGCCCCUGGACAAUAUGGAAUUGGAGGCACAUACAUCUAUCGUAUAUAGACUCGCAAAAAUGUCUCAAGAGGCUAUGCCUGGAAAUAUGCAGGAAUCUGGGGUUCGAAGCAGGUACUUGAUGUCUCAUUACCAGGAAUCAUUUUUUAAAAAUGCUGCUUGUAGCUUGAUUUUGGCCAUUUUCAGAGGUCCUUAUAGAUGUCAUCUGAUUUCAACAAAAUGUGAAGCAUGUAUAUUGGUGGGUGAUAAAAUGAUUAUUUCAUGUGACUGGAGCACAACGGCAGUUCUGGCUUGCCGUUGGUUUGCUAGUACUGUACACCUGAGAAUAUUAUGACAUUUUAGCCCCCAAAGCCAGGUUCACUUGAAUACAGGCCUAUCAUGAGAAUAGCUACAAAAAUGUAAAAAAAAAAAAAAAAGAGGCCAUGAGCUUAAAAAGAUACACGAAGUGAUCCAUUUUGGUUUGAAACUGUCAUUUCCAGAGAUCCUUCAAUGACAAAAUCCUCCUCAAGAUUAUGUCUGGCUGCUGCCAGGUGUAUAGCACCUUUACUAAACCGAUGGAUAGAGCAUAGUUGCUUGCAUAGUGGCUUGUGAUUUUUUUUUUUUUUUUUUUUUUUUGUCAUUGCGUGCGGAUGAACCAUAUUGGCAAAUUUCUAGUCACGGCACUGCAUGUCUUUAGUAAUCGCAGAUUGGACAGGAAUGACGAAAUUAACACGCAGAAUUUAUUUGAUUACAGUAAUUGUAAUUUAUAAUAAAGCAUUUGUUGUUUUUUUGACCACAUCGACAGACUGAAUGUUUGCUCUGAGAAGAAAAUAUUUGUAUUAUAUUUGUGGCGGUGACACAAUAAUGACGAACUCACUGCCAUUUUGUAAAUAAAAACACGUCAAUUCAUGA